AACCCGUAAAACUUUAAAAAAUGAUAAAUGUCUUCGUCUGGUCACAGCGUUUCAUACAGAGAUUAAUUUAAAUAAAAACAAAACUGUUGUCAUUUAUAUGAAGUAACCCCCAUUCGUCACAUAUAAAGACUAGAGGUCAGCUUUUUGGUUUAUUAUAUUUUGUUCUAAGUGCUGACCUUUAUUCUGACAACUUAAACUUUGAAAGACGUUUGACAUAAAUAUUGAAAAAUUAGAAAUCUGUAAAUUUAGCUUUGCGUGAACAGACCGUGCGUGCUUUCAGAACCCCCCCCCCCCCCAUGCGUUUGCCUCCUGUGGCUCCCUGCUGAGAGGGGCUACUCUGAUAGGUUCAGAGGGUUAAUGGGACUGGCCUGUAGGGCAGCACAGUCCCAGCAUAUAAAUCCUCAGCUCUCACUGCCAGGACAAAUAGUCGGCCACCAGGGCUUGAAAAUGUCUACACACUAGAUGCGCUUUUACGCACAACCGGGGGCCUUUUGGUUUUUACGCACGGCGAGCCAUUAAUGCUACUUUGGGACAGCUGAGUUUGUACUCGUCUUUAAAUAUUCAGUGUGUCACCAUGACUCUCUCAAGUGCAUUUGAAGCGUCACAACACGCCGCCUUGUCUCCAGAGGAGGAUGAAAUUGAUAUAGUGGGUGAGGAUGAGCCAACCAGCGGACCUUUGUAUCGAAAUGAUUGCUCCACGGAUCCGGGAUCCUCAGCAGAAUCUGGUCCUGAAUUUGACUCUUCAGAGCCAGAAUCAUCAGGGGAGAGCGAGAACAGUUUCUGCGCAGACGCACCAAAGUCCAGAAAAGCCCAGAGCAGCUCGGUAAAGCCUCCGUACUCCUACAUUGCCCUGAUCACCAUGGCCAUUCUGCAGAGUCCCAUGAAGAAGCUGACACUGAGUGGUAUCUGCGACUUCAUCAGCAACAAGUUUCCUUACUACAGAGAUAAGUUCCCGGCCUGGCAGAACUCCAUCAGACACAACCUGUCCCUCAAUGACUGUUUCAUUAAAAUCCCUAGGGAGCCAGGAAACCCAGGCAAGGGGAACUACUGGUCUCUGGACCCUGCCUCGGAGGACAUGUUCGACAAUGGCAGCUUCCUUCGGCGCCGGAAGCGAUUUAAGAGACACCAGCCUGAGUUUGGCAAAGAUGGACUCAUGUUCUAUUCCAAUUUGAACUGCUACCGUCCAUAUGGACAACCGUACUGCGUACAGGGCCAGGUAAGCCCCCCGCCCGCGGCUCCCUUUCGGUACAUGCCUUUGCAGGAGGGGGUCAUGAUGCCCCCUUCUUCCUAUCACCUUUUACCACAGACUCUGACUACCCACGGGGCCGGCAGCGGGCCUAAAGACUUCAGGUCACAGCUUUGUGCCACUCAACCCGCUGAGCCAAAGUCUGGACCACAGGCAAAGUGCUCCUUCAGCAUUGAAAGCAUCAUGAGCAGACCAUCUCCCCACAGCCCGCACAAUCCAGAUCAGCAGCAGAGCCCACAUGGCGCCCUUGGAUACGGUCCUCUCAUGUCGGGCCCUGCUUCCUGUCUGGUUCCGACGCUCUUGCAGGCUCCCAGGACUCAGUUCUGCCCUCCUCCAAUACUGAGCACUGCUCCUUUAACAAGCGAGCAUCUCAGAAUGUCAUUCCCCCGCUGCUGAAACCACAGAACUUUACACUGUUUGUAUGUGUGACGCAAGUGAAGGCGCGUUGGUUUAGACCAUUUCUUAAAGAAAUUAUAAAUGUAUGAUAUUUAUGUGCGUGGACAUCAAAAACUGUCUUAAAUGAGCGCAAUGUAAAUAAGAUUCGUGGUAUUUAAUAUAUUUGUGAAAGUCUGUUAAGUCAAAUUCUUUGUUGUUAAAUUUAGGUGGUUUUUUUUUUUUGUAUCAUUUUACUAAUAUGUGAAAAUAAAUGUCCGAAACAAUUAA
Sphaeramia orbicularis (orbiculate cardinalfish) is the source of this 1909-nucleotide messenger RNA. RefSeq names its product forkhead box D5 (gene foxd5). The transcript has a single exon. Gene Ontology annotation, biological process: anatomical structure morphogenesis; cell differentiation; regulation of transcription by RNA polymerase II. The record is from RefSeq and is a predicted model, not a curated record. Gene Ontology annotation, molecular function: DNA-binding transcription factor activity, RNA polymerase II-specific; RNA polymerase II cis-regulatory region sequence-specific DNA binding. Lineage: Eukaryota; Metazoa; Chordata; Actinopteri; Kurtiformes; Apogonidae. Bases 575 to 1642 code for a protein of 355 amino acids.